AUGGAGCCGAGGAGGAGCAAACGGAUCAAGCUCUCGAAGGAGGGAGACUUCGGCGUGCUGCUCGGCGCGCUGAUGCGGGACGUGCCCGAUCUGUUCGAGGCGGAGGUUCUGAGCAAGCUCAACGUGCAAGACCACUUCCGACUGGCGCAGGUGAACAAGGAGUGCAGGGACGUCGUGUACAAGUUGGGGCCCGUCGAGUUCAUGAGAUCUUCCGAGGUCGACGAUCAGCUCGGUCAGCUUCGGUCGAGGCGACAAGUUGCCUCCGAGGAGGGCCGCCUUGAUGUUCUGAAGUGGCUUUGGAAGCACGACGGUCCACUGACUACUUACUUCAAGGCAUGGAUACCGGCGGACAUGUAUUAUGCUGGCCUUCAUGGGCAUAAGCACGUGCUCGAUUGGUACUUCACGCUCCCGCGCGAUGGUCUUGACAGACGUGUUGUCCAGAAUCUCGACCAACUCGAAGGCGCCUGCGAUGGUGCUGCGAAGGGAGGGAAACUCGAACUGCUCAAAUAUCUCCGGGAAAAAGGCUCCAUCUUCAGUGCAUCCAUGUGCAUGACGGCUGCCGGGAAUGGACAUUUACAUAUUCUAAAGUGGUUGCGAGAAAUCGGAUGCCCGUGGAACGAAGGUACGCCCAGCGCAGCUGCCUUCAGCGGUCAACUUAGUGCACUGAAAUGGGCGCACGAGAACGGGUGCCCGUGGGACACGGAAACGUGUGCAGCAGCUGCUCUGGGUGACGAAUUGGAAAUAUUGAUGUGGUUGCGUGCUCACGGGUGCUCUUGGGACGAGGAAACGUGCGUAUACGCCGCUACGGGAGGUCACUUGGAAGUAUUACAGUGGGCGCUACGAAACGGAUGCCCUUGCAACACUGCGGUGCAUGUUGUUGUCAAUAAUCAAGAUCCUGAAGCGCUGAAGAUGUUGCACGAGAACGGGUGCCCGUGGGAUGAAGAGGCACUCGGCAUCGCCAUCGAACGCGGAGCCUGGACCUGCUUGAAGUACCUGGUCGAUAACAAGUGCCCGGGGGUGACUGAAGCAAUGAUGGAGUUGUACGAGUCAGAGUGGACGUGA
This is a messenger RNA of Micromonas commoda, 1062 nucleotides long. RefSeq lists its product with no specific name. Lineage: Eukaryota; Viridiplantae; Chlorophyta; Mamiellophyceae; Mamiellales; Mamiellaceae. Bases 1 to 1062 code for a protein of 353 amino acids. The transcript has a single exon. The record is from RefSeq and is a predicted model, not a curated record. Gene Ontology annotation, molecular function: protein binding.